Camellia sinensis is the source of this 2325-nucleotide messenger RNA. The record is from RefSeq and is a predicted model, not a curated record. NCBI's taxonomy places the organism in Eukaryota, Viridiplantae, Streptophyta, Magnoliopsida, Ericales, Theaceae.
CAGCCAAAAAUGGCAAAUUCGGGGCAGUUUUGACAUUUUGCCUCGGGUCUUUAAAUAUAGGGUUCCAAACCCUAUAUCCUCACUUCUCCCUUGCCGAAAAUGCUUGCUCUCUCUCUCUAGGUCAUUUUCCAACCUUAGAUCCGAGCUUUUCCCUUGUUUUCGAGCCUCCCGUGACUUCCGAUUCACGAAAACCUCUUCGUUCCAAACACUUUGAACCGAACGAAACACGAUUUCGGUGCCCCAUUCUCGAUUUCCACCACUUGGGGUUUGUUUCCCCGAGUUUACCUUGAUUCCCGUGCCCUCUUCCGAGCCUUCUCAUUUUCCUUCGUUUUUACCCCUUGGGGUUGACUUUCGGUUGACUUUUUGCAUUUUCACCCAUUUUUCACACUUUCGACCACUUGUGCACUCUUCUCGAGAUGGCGGACGAUAUUCCACGAGGUGGGACUCCCCUAGAGAUGGACACAGAUCCUGAGGUCGAGCUCCUGCCUCUUAGCAUUCGAUCGUUCGACUCGGUGACAUACCGGCCGGCGAUACACAUAUUGCCUCCUGAUAGCAUCUGCUAGUUCAAGAGCUACGCACGAGGUGCGCCGUUGGAGCUCUUGCUACGUGAUUUAGAGUCACACCUUUCCUACGACGCCGCUGAGGUAUACUCUUCCCCUCUUUUACUUUCUGUAAUGUAGAUCAGAUAUCUUGAAUAGCCAAUUCUGUUUUUCAACUGAAUAACCCAAAUACACUGAUACAUCAUAUGCUUAGUUCACCCAGAGCACAAUCACACGAUAUCUGUGUCGACUCGAACACAUGCACACACACUGCAUUUUCAUCAACUCUGAACGCAUUCAAACACUGUAUAUCUAAUAUUACUUUGCAUCUGUUUGUCUUUGAACACAGGGAGAUUCCCAUGCCUUCCGGGGGUAUGGGAACACCAUUGCCCGAGGUUGGUACAUGGAGCUGCCCGAUGCGGUUCGUCAUAUCGUUGAUCAGGCCAGCUUCGGCGUUUUCUGCAUGGGACUCUCACGCCUUACUGCGAGUAGGCCCCUUCUAGGUGCACUAGUGGAGAGGUGGUGGGACACCACCGAUUUCUUCCACCUUUCUGCUGCAGGGGAGAUGACGAUGACUCCCUUCGAUUUCUCCAUGCUCACAGGCAUCAGAGUAGAGGGUGAUCCGAUCCCCUUCGAUAUUGACAUGGACGAGUGGGACGCUGCCCAGAUCUAUUUGCUUGGCGCUCGGCCACCUCUCUCCCGUCCAGGGUUCGUGAGGUAUUCUUGGUUUGAGGACCAUUUUCGGAUACAGACGCCUACGACUUGCGAGGAGGUGGAGCAGUACACUCGAGGAUUCAUCAUGUUCUUGCUGGGCCCCACCCUAUUGAUCGACCGAGUGAACACUGUUACUCUUUAUCUGCUAAGCGCGCUGGUGGAUGUGACGUGGAUCCGGCGCUACGACUGGGGCGGCGCAGGCCUAACCACACUCUACGGAUACAUGAGCUCUUCCUCUCGCCGCAGCGGACAUCUACUUGGGGGCUACUGGCGAGCCUGGGAGUUGUGGGUGUAUGCCUACUUUCUGAGGCUUGCCCCAGUGCUGGAUGUGGAGAUGCCCCCCAUAGUUCCAUACUCUCAUCGAUACGAUGUAAGGUGCGAACGGAGGCCGAGGGAGUCUUUCCUAUUCUUCCGCCGAUACUUCGAUACCAUUAUCGCAGCAGAGGUAUUUCAAACAUUACAGUUUAUUUAAGCUUCGCUUUACAUUGCACUUUCAAUAACAGAUAACAAAUUGUAUAUCCUGUCAUUUGCAGAUCACCUAGCAGCCCUGGGCCGUGUUGCCGGAGGAAGUGAGAGAGCAGUACGCGGGUGCUUAGGAGACUGCCCGGUUCAGGAUUUUGCUGGAGCGUCCUGUAUACCGGGCUUAGUAUUUCGGGGAGCGCUUCUUGCGGCAGACCCUUGGCGUGCCCGAGCAAAUAGUCCCGAGGCCACCUCCUACCCAUACGAGGGCCACCGAGAGGUACACUCUGGAGGAGAUGAUGGAUUUCAUGAUAGGCUGGGAUUCUGACCUCUUCAGAGAUGAGGCGACUACACCGAGUUCAUCCAGACCUAUCUCAUGUGACCUUUGACCGGUGCUCACCGAGCUGAGAGGGAGAGGCCUGCAGCGCCAGCCGGAGGAGCAGGAGUAUCAAGGGCGUCUCGGGCCUGCGACAGGAGUGGGUCCCGGAGGGGACAAGGAGUAGAGUGGCCAGCGCUGCCCACCACCAUGACAUGCCGAGGAUAGGGUGAGGAGACUUAUCGGAUACCCAUCGCUCCUCCUCCGGUUGAUCAUGAGCUCGUCGGAGUUUGCGGU